This is a messenger RNA of Giardia duodenalis, 912 nucleotides long. RefSeq lists its product as uncharacterized. Lineage: Eukaryota; Fornicata; Diplomonadida; Hexamitidae. The record is from RefSeq and is a predicted model, not a curated record. Bases 1 to 912 code for a protein of 303 amino acids. The transcript has a single exon.
AUGGAGGUGCUUACUUGUUCAAAGGAAGCUUUAGAUUGGAGGAGAAAUGGGCUCUUGGCAUAUGCAGCUGUUCCCGGUUUAUCUUACAACAGACACCCUGUUUCAUGCCGUCUAUACUCCAUUUUGAAGUUUUCUGCCCCAGGAGAAACGAUGCUAGACAACCAAGAUAGCAUCACAAGCUUCGUUGUCCACAUUCUUAGAGCUGUAGAACAGUUUUUGUUUCCCAAUUCAAUAUUAAUCAGUGUUACUGAUGACCUAAUGUUUCACGUAACCAUUGACGACAGCUCAUACGACCUUAUCUUAUCAGAUAUUUUGGCCGCCCAUAAAGCCGCCGGAAGCUUAGUAAUUAACCGCUUUUCAAAAGACCUCCAAUCUUUUCUUUUCAUGUUUAUACCAAAGAUAUCUGCAGUGCUUGACGUCAUUCUAAUUUCAAACGGUGCUCUGGACUUCCCUCUUGAAGCAUUUCCUCUCACAAAGUGUCUAACAGAAAAUGUGCUAACUCUCGGGGACCGCUACAGAGCUGACCCUUUAAAUAAUGAGAUUCACUCCGACUGUCUUUUAUCAGUGUUAUUUAACCUGGCUCUAAUGGCUGUUAAGCCUUCACACCUUAAUAAGGUCCAACAAGUAGGCGCAGGAAUUAGCAACGCUGACAUAACAGAAAAGAUAAUUGCUCCUCUCACUAGGCUUAGUAGAUGCCUUUGGAUGCUCACAGAUCCUGCGUUUAGUCCUGUGUUCAAGUACAAGGGCCUACGAACCAUACGUACUAUCAUCACUCCCCAUCAAUUUUCAUCAUCUCUCAUAGGAAUCUACAUCAGCGACCUUGUGGAAAUGGGGUUCUUCCAUCCUGGCGAAGCAUAUGAUAAGAUACUGCUCAAGGGCUUAACCUUAAAAGAACUGAUUAAAGCAGAAUAA